UGCUUCAUCUGGGCAAUCAUGACUGUGCUCUGCCUCUUUAUUGCAUAAUUAAUAAGUCAUUCAACAGGGAUGUCUUAUAUCCGCAAAAGGAAAAAAAAAUCUGCAAGAGGAGCUUUUGUCUUUCAGGCUAAUUAAGUUCACAUUCUCUGCUAUGCUUUGAUUGGCUGCUUUGGAGUUUGUGAACCAGGUCAGGGACCGCUGAGUAUGUCAUGGUUCAGGGUUACCGAGCCACACUUGGCAGUACCAGAGGAGAUACAGAGAUAGCAGCAGGGCAUACAAGCAGACACAUCUCUUUUAAAACCUGGAAACAAUUAAUUGAACAUCAGAUUUUUAUUAUGCAAAUGGACGUGAAUGUCGUUGUUAAGGGAGUCCUCAGCAUGCCAACGUCCAAUCAGGGCUGGCCUGAGGAUUUCGGCUUCCAGCUGGGUGGGAAUGGACCCAGCUACAUCCUGUCUGUGGAGGAAGGUAGCAGCGCCCACCUGGCAGGGUUGCAGGCUGGAGACCAAGUCCUGGAGAUCGAAGGCCACAAUGUGUCGACAAUGGCUCCACAAGCUGUCAUUGCCAUCGCUCACACUCAAAAGAACAUCCCUCCCAGUAUCGGAGUGGUAUCUCGUAUACAGCAGAUGGACAUCAUACCAGGUGCAGAUGGUCGUUUUGGGUUCACCAUUGUGGGAGAUUGCCCCCUGCUGGUGGAAGACUGCUCGCCCUGCUCUCCGGCCGGCCGUGCAGGUCUUAGGGCUGGCGAUUACGUCAUGGAGGUCAAUGGCAUCCCCGUUAGGCAGCAUGAGACGGCCGCGGCUUUGAUCAAGGCCUCCCAAGGGAGGACACUCCGUCUGGGGGUGUUGUGUCUUGGACCAAGACAGAAACGAAGCAUCAGCAUUGAAGAUAGUCAGAUGGGGGGAGAGGGGGCAAGACUGGACCGUAAACACAAGGCUUUGGAAUUCAACAGGAAGGUUGACCAGAUUUUAAGUGACGAGCCAGAAGUGAAAGAGAGACUCUUUGCUGUGCUCAAGCAGUAUGCAGCCGAGAAGAGAGUUGAUUGGUUGGCUGCUGUCCUGCCAGAAAUAUUGACCACGGACGAGCACCGUCAGCUCAUCUCCAGUAUCAGAAUCUUCAUUCCCAAGAAGCACCGGCAGCGCUUUGACGAAGCUGUCUCUCAGAACGUGAUCAACCGGCUGUGCCGCAGCAAGAGCAUCAGCGAGCCACAGGGUCGACUCCGACGCAGCCGGAGCGAGGAUCACUCAGACCGCCACCACGGGUCCAAACGGGCCAGUUCGGUGCCCAGGGAUGGAGGGGAACCUGGAGGGAGGGGGGAUGCUGAGAGGGACAGGGGCCAUAGGAAGUCCGUCGCUGGGAUACCUGCUCAUCCUCCCAUCGGACCUAAUCAGAGGGUGGUUCGUGUCUACAGGGGGAAGAAGACCUUCGGCUUCACACUGCGAGGCCACGCUCCCGUCAGUGUCGACUCCGUCAUCCCAGAUAGUCCUGCUGAGGAGUGUGGACUGAAACCUGGCGACAAAAUCCUCUUCCUCAACGGACUGGACAUGAGGAACUGCUCCCAUGAGAAGGUGGUGUCCAUGCUGCAGGGCAGCGGAGCCAUGCCCACUCUGGUUGUGGAGGAAGGUCCGUGUGACUACACCUCAGAUCAAACCGACCCUGAAGAAGUGCCAAACAUGGCUCCCACCACAUUACCACGCUCCAGGUCUCCAGCCCUCAGCUCCCUGCAGUGGGUUGCUGAGAUUCUUCCGCCGAGCAUCAAAGUUCACGGACGGACUUUCAGCCAGCAGCUGGAGCACCUGCUGACCAUCCAGGAGAGAUACACCAUCUGCAAAGCCCUGGAGACGUUCUUCCAGCAUAGGAAUGUGGACACCCUGAUAGUAGAUGCGUUUCCGGUGCUGGAUACACCAGCAAAACAGCUCAUCUGGCAGUUCAUCUACCAGCUGCUGACAUACGAUGAACAGGAACGCUGCCAGUGCAAACUGUCCCGCUUCCUGGGAUUUAAGAGCAGUGCGGUUCUGGAACCUGACACAGGUCCAGAACACCACCGGCGGAGCAGCUCCAUGCGGGUGUCUGGCACAUCGUACCGAGGCAGCAUCCGAGAGAGGAGUUCUGAUGACUGCAUCAUAGGCACUCACCUGGGAAUGGGAAUUCAUGUCGAUGAGUCUGGGAGCCCGGAGGAGAGGCAGUCAGGAGACGGAACUUCCUUUCCAGAGUCCCCUGAUCUCAGUCAUAUGACAGGCGUGUACACAGAACUGGAGAACGUGUACAGUGGGAAGCCACAGCAGAGUGGCUCCUCAACGGAGCCCGAGGGGCCAGGACAGACCGAGGCCUCCUACAGCCGCCCUCUUUCCCCACUCACUCUCCCUCCUCUUAAAGCUUCCCUUGUUGCAGGUAAUCGUAAAUCAGGCCUGUCCCCUGUCUGGAAGGAGCCUCGCCCACCCCCUGUAUACGAGAUCCAUCACAAGAGCAGUGUGGAAUUCCAACCCUACGUGAGCCUGGAGAGCCCCCCUGCCUCACCAGAGCCUCCGGACAGUGACCUGGCGCUGAACCGCCGGAAGAAGCUGUUUACCUUCUCCCGCCCACCUCGCAGCCGCGACACCGACAAGUUCCUGGAUGCUCUGAGUGAGCAGCUGGGCCACCGGGUCACUCUGGUGGAUGACUUUGUACCUGGGGAGAACGACUACGAGGAGAUGAGUUUCCAGGAUGAACAGGAUGUGGGUUUCAUGCCCCGGCAGCUCAGCAGCGGCAGCAGCGAGGAACACAGCAGCAGCGACGAAGCCACCUCACCCACCUACUCCUCAGGCUCCGAACCCAUACCACCGCCUCCCACCGAAAGCCCCCCUCCUCCCCCACCUUUCCAAGCCCUGAUACCGCCUCCGGUCCAGUUCACCGACCCCCUCCCGCCUGUACGCUUCUCCCCAGAACAUGUCCCCCGCAGCCGAAUGCCCUUCCAUCCCCACCACCCCAUCAUCCCCCCGCCUCCUCCCCCUCCGAGGUCCCUGCUGUCCACCCGCUCCCCUCUACACAAGGUGCUCCCCACCAGAGAGGAGGUGGAGAAGAGUCACCAGCGCUUCCAGACCACCGCUCGAAGUUCUCACGGCCACACCCCCCUGACCUCCAGUACCCUGCGUUCAUCCAAACCGUCCCGCCCCUGCUACCUCCCCCGGCAGCUCAGCCAACCUCAGCCCAUCUGCCAGCCGACCCCCCAGCCAUCGCCACAGCCACUGAGACCGAGCCAGCUGGUCCUCCAGAGGCACCACCAGCUCCACCACCAACACAGCUAUCAGGGCCCACUGCCCCCAUCCCUGCAAGACCACAAGCCAUCCCAGAGCCAAGGACCAGCUGCCUCCUCCCUACACUCCACACAGCCUGCAGCCUCUCCCCCCGCCUCCCCUCCUCCCCUGCCUCCGCCGUGUGACCCACCUCCGCUGCCCAAACCAGGACACGCCUCGGACACCAACCACAUGAGUGUGAAACGGCUGCGCUGGGAGCAGGUGGAGAACUCUGAGGGGACAAUAUGGGGUCAGCUCGGAGAGGAUUCAGACUACGACAAGCUCACGGACAUGGUGAAGUACUUGGACCUUGAUUUGCACUUUGGAACACAACGUAGAUCCAUCUCUCCUCCAGAGCCAGCCUUCCUGCCAGAGAACUUUAAAAAGAAAGACGUGGUUGAGAUUCUUUCUCAUAAGAAAGCCUACAAUGCCUCCAUCCUCAUUGCCCAUCUGAAGCUCUCCCCUGCCGAGUUGCGCCAGGUCCUAAUGACCAUGACGACAGACCGCCUUGAACCGGCUCACAUCAAACAGCUGCUGCUCUACGCCCCCGAUGACGAGGAGGUCAAACAGUACGAACAGUUCGACCAGGACCCGGUUAAAUUGAGCGAGCCAGACCAGUUCAUUUUCCAGAUGCUGAUGGUGCCUGAAUAUAAGACCCGUCUGCGGAGUCUCCACUUCAAGACGACGCUGCAGGAAAAAACAGAGGAGAUGAAGGUGGCCUAUGAUUACAUCUACAAGGCUUCAGUGGAGCUGAAGAGCAGCAAGAAACUGGCCAAAAUCCUGGAGUUUGUACUUGCAAUGGGGAAUUACCUGAACAAUGGCCAGCCAAAGAGCCACAGGACAACGAGUUUUAAGAUCAACUUCCUCACUGAACUAAGUACGACCAAAACAGUAGACGGGAAAUCCACCUUUCUUCACAUUCUUGCCAAGUCUCUGUGCCAACAUUUCCCCGAGCUGCUCAACUUUUCCAGAGACCUAACAACCGUGCCUCUGGCUGCAAAGGUGAACCAGAGGGCGAUCACAGGAGAGCUGAGCGACCUUCACACCACAAUCCAGGACAUCAGGACGGCCUGUCUGAAGAUCCCACCCACGGCUGAGGACCAUUUUGCAUCUGUCAUGAGCAGCUUUCUGGAAAACAGCCACCCUGCGAUCCAGUCUCUGGAGUCUCUGCAGAACCGAGCCAUGGAGGAGUUCUCCAAGGUGGCCUCGUUCUUCGGAGAGGACAGCAAGUCCACCAACACCGAGGUUUUCUUCGGCAUCUUUGCAGAAUUCAUUUCAAAGUUUGAGAGAGCUCUGAAUGAGACCCAGACCCCAGAAAACCCCAAGAGCCCCAGACUGUCUUCCCCUCUGGCUUGGUAGAAGCACGAAACGUGGGCAGACGGUCGGGGCCACAGCGACGGGGCCGGUCGGCUCCACCUUCAGUCUGCUCUCCACAACCAAAGUGCCAAGAUCACACACAGAGACACUCAAACCGACAGGAACAGAGACCACUUCAUCUAUAGCAAGCAGAAAAGGGGGGGAGCACAGCAAAUACAGCCGUCCUCUGUAGAUACUUCCAUCAGUGACAGCGUGGCCUGUGUGUGGCUGUGCUGUCAGCUGAGGUGCUGGGUAGAGCAGGAACAUUCAGGUGUCCAACCACGUCAACACAAUCUCACCGCACUGAAGACUCUAACCAGUCUCUACAUUGUUUACGUCUCUGUUACAGACAUGUAGAUACACAACUCCAACUCCACUGCAUCUUACCACUCCAUUCAAACAAGAUGUAAACAAUGAGACGAACAGGUUUGGAUACACAGAGAUUAUUAGCUAUGUUUAUUACCUGACAAUACAAAGUUUAUAUUUUCUAUCAGAUCAUAUUUAAAAUUGUAAACAUUAGGUGUAGAUGUAGACUGACGACAGUUAUCUGGAAUCAAGACAAAUGUAGUUUAGUUAGUGUUUACAGAGCCAGAACAGAGCAAGCGCUUCCUCGCUCAGUGUGUUUGAUCAGACAGUUCAAACAGUGGUGCGUUCACUGCCAAUCACAUACCAUCAUUCAUUUCACAGGAUCCAUCCUGCUCUGCAUCCAUGUGGUAAAUAUGAAGAUACAGCCAGCAGUCCUUUAGCUUGGCCAAGUAUUAAUACUAGACACCGGGAGAAAACAGCCAGGGUGGCUAACUUUACAUAACCAUCAUAUACAAAU
This is a messenger RNA of Sphaeramia orbicularis (orbiculate cardinalfish), 5448 nucleotides long. It is a transcript of the gene grid2ipb, whose product is annotated as glutamate receptor, ionotropic, delta 2 (Grid2) interacting protein, b. The record is from RefSeq and is a predicted model, not a curated record. Gene Ontology annotation, molecular function: protein binding. Lineage: Eukaryota; Metazoa; Chordata; Actinopteri; Kurtiformes; Apogonidae.